Daktulosphaira vitifoliae (grape phylloxera) is the source of this 7118-nucleotide messenger RNA. Its product is annotated as sal-like protein 1. Lineage: Eukaryota; Metazoa; Arthropoda; Insecta; Hemiptera; Phylloxeridae. Bases 585 to 5537 code for a protein of 1650 amino acids. The record is from RefSeq and is a predicted model, not a curated record. The transcript has 8 exons. Gene Ontology annotation, cellular component: nucleus. Gene Ontology annotation, molecular function: DNA-binding transcription factor activity, RNA polymerase II-specific; RNA polymerase II cis-regulatory region sequence-specific DNA binding. Gene Ontology annotation, biological process: regulation of transcription by RNA polymerase II.
GUUCGGGCAUGCUUACCGGUCGGUCGGCCGAACAGUCCUCGCAACAGUCGUGGCACAACCGUCAUCAUAGACACAACAACGCGCACACAUUCGACAAACACACGGGGUAGCUACGCGCACCACACGAUAUGUCGACGUGAUCCGCGUGCCAGCAACAGACCGUCAUCGUUUUCGGAGCGGUACGCUCGUUGAUGGAUUUCUCCGAGAUCACUUCGCGUUGCAACAAUAGCGUUGUGUGUAAAAAUAGACUGUGUUUUGAUUUCAAAAAAUCGUGUGUGUAAUUUGUGCGGCCGUCCGUCGGUCAACGAACAUAACCGAUUCGAAUAUUUUGUUUUUUUUUCCUCAUACAUAUAUUGACUUUCUUAUAUAUAUUGACUCUCUUAUAACGUGUGCGUGCGUGCAAUACCAUCGCUCGAGUUCAGUAUGAAAAUCUUCGGUUAUGACUGCGGCGUGUAAUCUUCGGAACACAGCUGUCGUGUCGCUUGGAGGAGUGUAGCAGCCGCCGUAUAACGCGUCGUAACGCUCAUCGCGCGAUCGACAUUAUCACCGGCUUGCCACCUGCUCGGACCCUGUCGCCGAUCCGCAUGUCCCGCAGAAAGCAAUCCCGACCGGUCAAGGUCCUUGACGACGGAUCCGAGGAAGACACGGGACAACCGGUGGUCUUCGUCAACGGUCAUCGUCGAGCGUCGUCGUCGCUGGCGGCAUCGCAAUACGAUGACGGGGCCGUAUCCAUGACAACGUCGGACGACGAACAAGACGAAGAAAACGGACCGAUACACGGCAAAAAAUUACCCAGAAAAUUGUCAAACACCUGCCGGCAGUGUGCCAUGGGUUUCCUCAGCUUUUCCGAACUGUCGGAGCACAACAAAACUUGCGUGCUCCGCACAGAGGCCGCCGACAGCGAAGACGACGAGCAGCAGAACCGUCGUCGUCGUAAACGGGCGAGGCGGCACGAUCGAAACGUCGACGUUGACAAAUACGACUACGAUGACGACGACGAGGAUGGCGAUGGCGAACUCCAAGAAAUCCACGAGGGCCACGACGACGACGACGACGAGGCGCUGAAUGUGACCACGGAACGGUCGUCGUACGAACGGCAACGGUAUGGGCAUCGUCGUCGUCGAAUCCGCGACGUCGCUGAAGCGGCAGAUUUGAGAUGCAACGGAGGAAGACACGAUGGAGGCGACAAAACGCACGAAGAACAGCGGAGACGGCGGCGGCAGGACGCGGAAAACAACAACCGCCGGCGUUACAGCGGUGGUAGCGUCGUCGUCACCGCCGCAGGACGGGAACCGGACGAAUCGGGCACCGGCGGUUUUCCGUUUGGUUUCGCAAACGCGGGUGCGGUGGGUCCCGCCGCGAUAGACGCGUUGUCCCAACACCACCUACAGCAACAACAACAACACAUUCCGGGACACGUCACUCUGGAAGCGCUACAAAACACCAAGGUGGCGGUAGCGCAGUUUGCCGCUACCGCUAUGGCCAUCGCCAACAACGGAGGCGUUGCAGCCGCCGGCAAUCCUAACGUACUCCAAGAUCUGGCCAUAGUCAAUUCGACACUGUUCACGCUGCAGCACCAACAGAUGAUGCAGCUCAGCCUCAUACAACAGUUGCGGCAACAGUUGCAGAUCAGUCGCCGCGGCGGACGGGACGAAGAGAGCGAUUGCGCCGGGUCGGCAACGUCGCUUACGCCUACCCUCCCGCCGUCGACGAGCGCGGCCGACAUCGGUACCGGCGGCAGUACCGACGGUUCCGACCGGAUGUCGCCGAACAACGGCGACGACGACAACGACAACGACGACGAAGAAGACGACGUUGUGAGAUAUGACGAUGAAAAAUCGACCGGUGGUGACUUGCCGCCGCCGCUAUCGACCGUCGAAUCCGAUCUACGAUUACUUCUACGACGACGACCGUCGCAAACACCGCCGCUCAGCGAUCGGGCGACCGCCGUUCGACGAACCGACACCAUAACGCCGUCAUUCACUGCCGCCGCGUUCAGUCGAUCUCCGACGCCGCCGCCGUCUCGUUCGCCGGCAUCGGCGAGCGUCGCCUCCACCGCCGUUGCGGCUUCGUCAACAACGACGCCGCCACCGCUCAUCAACGGUACACGUUAUCCGACGGUGCAGGCCGUGGACAAGAGCGCGCCGACGUCGUCAUCGACGUACUCGUCCACAGCCGCCCCCGCUCCGAUAACCACACAUCACGAUUUCAUACCGUCCUGUUCGGUGUCGUCGGCUUUCGCGUCGUCCAUCAUCACUAACCUGGACCCACCGCCAUCGCCCAGCGAGCCCAACACGUUGGAAAUGCUGCAGAGGCGCGCCCAAGAAGUGCUGGACAAGGCCAGCCAAGGGUUGUUGGCCAAUAACCUGGCGGACGAGCUUUCUUUCCGGAAGGGCGGAGGAGCCGGCGGACCUAACGGCGUCGGCAACGGCAAGGGCAGCGGCGGUUCGCUAUCGCCGUACGGCGACGGCAAGUCUUCGUCCGGUGGCGGUGGCCGAGGUGAUAAUUUCUACAAACACCGAUGCCGGUACUGCGGCAAAGUGUUUGGCAGCGACUCGGCCCUGCAGAUACACAUCAGAUCGCACACGGGCGAACGGCCGUUCAAAUGCAAUGUGUGCGGUAGCCGGUUCACCACCAAGGGCAACCUGAAAGUGCAUUUUCAGCGUCACACGACCAAGUUUCCGAACGUCAAAAUGAACCCGCUGCCCGUGCCCGAACACCUGGACAAGGAAUUCCCGUCUUUGAUACCGCCGCACUUGAGCGGCGGCAGCCCUCAUCAUCAUCAUCAUCAGCAGCAACAGCAACAGCAGCACCAUCACAGUGGCAAUUCUCAACAAAACGUAUCGGUAGCGGCUACUUCACCGAUAUCCCAUCAUCAACAUCCGCAUUCGCAUCAUCAUCAGUUUUCCAACGCCGCCGCCGUCGCUUCGUCGUCGCCUUCGUUUUCGGCUGCGGCCGCAGCCGCCGCGGCGGCUUUAUCGUUGUUCCGACCGGCCGCUGCGGCCGGUCAUCACGGACUCGGUCAGGCGUCUCAACAAACGCAACAACAGUCGGCGGCGGCCGACGGUAUUACCGCGGCCGUACUCGCCGCCUCCGGUCUACAGCAACAGCGUUCGGCGGUCGAACAGCGCGGCACCGGCGGCCCAUCGCUGCAAAACUUUUUCCAUCGGUUCGAACGAGAACACGAGCAUCAACAGCAUCAUCAACAACAGCAAGAUCAACCGGAAAAUCUAAGCAGCAAACCGGCCGUCGCUUGUUCUUCCCGCGAUUCGACAUCUUUGUCGCCGGUUCUCCCGGCACCGCUACCGACCACAGAAACGUCAUUCGAUGAUAAAUUGGAAGACUACGAUGACGACGACGCCGAUGAAGAGGCGGUGGCGAAGCCUGCUGACACGGCCGAAGGCUUACGGCGGCGCCAGCGACUGGCGUGCAAUGACGUGGAUGCGCAGACAGACGAACUCAGCGUGGACACAAAGUACAGCGACGACGAAGACGAAGACGAUCUCAACGACGGAGGAAUACAAACGGACCUACCGGAAAAUCUAUCGAACAAAAGUGCUAGAAUGCUUUCUAGUCCGCCGCCGCCGUUAAUGACGUCUGACGACGAUUCCUGCUCGCCCCGACCCACGUCAUCGUCUUCCAACAACAAGUACCACCGCGGCGAAGUCGGGUCCCGGCCCGAAUCUCCCGUCACGAAUUUCAGCCGGUACUCACCUCCACUGGACCUGACGCCCAAGCAUUCGUCAGCCGCCGCUGUGGCCGCCGCAAAUCACAUCAUCUCGGCGUAUCUACCACCGUCGUUUGGCGGGCUGAUGGCCAGUGCCGCAGGUGCCGCUACCGGAUCUGUCAUGUCCGGUCACGGGCCGUCUUUUGGACCUGCCGCGACCCGAGGAAACACCACGUGCAACAUCUGUUUCAAGACGUUCGCGUGCCACUCCGCACUGGAAAUUCAUUACAGGAGUCACACCAAGGAGAGACCGUUCAAAUGCACUGUUUGUGACAGAGGAUUUUCCACAAAGGGUAAUAUGAAACAGCACAUGUUAACGCAUAAGACUCGUGACAUGUCUACCGGUGGCGGCAGCUCAAGCGGAGUUUACGAUGUCAACUCCACCAGUUGCGGUCACGACGAUACGGCCAGUAACACAAGCUCCGAAAGCCGAGACACUCAACAUCAUCAUCAUCAUCAACAGCAGCAGCAACAGCAAAUGAUGUUCUUGUCGGCUGCCGCAGCCGCUGCGGGCGUCAAUCACGUAGCGAUACCGUCCAAUUCAUCAGCGGCGGCAGUGACCACCGGCGGUGUCCAUUCGAUCCCGAUCGGCGUGCAAAACUCCGCAACGGUAUCGGUGGCGAACGCAUCCACCUGCACGCCGCCGACCGCCUCGUUCGACGAAUUUCCGACGACAACGGCGGCGACCAUUGUUGCCGGUGUCGCAGCGGCCACAACUCAACCGAAACCUAUAGUCUUGCCACCGAUUUCGGUACCGUCACCGUUGUCUUCGUUGACACCGACGGUUACCGUUGCGACAAAUGGCGGCGUUCAAAACCACAACAACGUGAACAGCAGCACCGGCAACGUCGUCAUCGUUAACAACAACAACAACAAUAAUAAUAAUAACAAUAACAACGUCAGAAAGGGCGAAUGUCUAUCGUUAUCACCUAAACGUUCGUUGCCGGAUUCCGAUAUCGGUCUACCGAUACCCAAGAGACAACCGAGUUCGCCGAAACAUUUAUGUCACGUGUGCAACAAAAACUUUUCAUCAUCGUCCGCUCUCCAGAUACACAUGAGAACUCAUACGGGCGACAAACCUUUCCGAUGCACAGUUUGUCUGAAAGCGUUUACCACCAAAGGCAAUUUAAAGGUACAUAUGGGAACGCAUAUGUGGACCAACGGAACUUCUAGAAGAGGUCGGAGGAUGUCUCUGGAGCUGCCGCCGCCCUUACAAAUGACCAACAGCGGUGGCGUCAAGGAAACGGACUUUAUGCAGAGAAGGCCUGACAUUUACUAUCAUCCUUUUUUGCCCGGCCCGUUUCUGAACGGCAUACACCAACAAAAGAUAAACGAGAUAUCGGUCAUACAAAACGUGAACAGCAACGUGAGCAAUCGUAUUUUGAGCGGAUUCGGUAAUUUUGGAGGUGCCGUCGCAUCGUCGUUUGCUAGUGAUUUGUUGCUGAAUAAGACGACAACGGAUUCAGUAACAGAUAAACAGCAGCUCUCGCCGCCAUCAUCUCACCGCCAUCCCUUCGUCGAUCACCAUCAUCAUCGGCUACACCAGCAUCAUCAACACCGUUUGAGCACGCCGCCGUUGUGGGAUUUGCAGUACGACGGGCGAACGCCCGCUACCGUCAACAUCGAGUCCGUUGAGGCGGCCGCGGCCACGGCCGAAGACGAAGAUGACGACGACGACGAUAGGGAUCAUCGCCGUCGACGCCACCGACAACUCGACGAUCACGCGUCCCAAUCGCCGCCACAGACUCCGCCGUCAAUUUCUCAUACCAACCAUAUCGGCCAGAAUCGCACCGAGGGCUUGGCCACAUAACAUUUUCUCGAAUAUUUGCGUUUUAACCGGUAAAACUCAAAUGUUGGUCGCGCACACGGUGACACACAACGUCUGGUCAUCGCAAUCUUUACACACGCCGAAGGUGAUAACAUCAGGUUACCACUACUACCGAACGGGUUACAAUAGAUGUAAAACACAUCCGCACUAUAUUUUUUCAUUUUUACUGUUAGAAAUAUACUGUGUAUAACAAUUUUUGUAAGGUCUAGAAUAAAAAUUUUAAACUGAUAACUUCUAUCGACGAGAUUCGCUUUUCUUUUCAUAGUCGACAUCUUUGAAAAUCGUUAUUUGUGUCGAUUUUGUUUUAAAACCAUUUGUUUCUUCAUUAUACUCUACUAAUUAAACAUGAAAAAAAUCAUAUUAUAUGCACCCGUCUACGAGAUUUUGACAAAUCCAUAUAAUUUUCUUAUAACUAUUUGUAAAAACCUCGUGGAACGCCGUCGUAUAGUACGAUACGCGCACGAACGUUACAUUGUUUAUAUGUUUGUCGUUUACGGUGUAUCAACUAUGUAUUGUUGUUAUUUAUUCUUACGAUUUAUGAAUUGUCAAAAAUCGAUGAGAUUGAUUAAUAUUUAAUUAAUUCUGUAUCAAAACGUCGAGUUUCUUUGCUUUCUUAGAUUUUAGUAAUUUUUCCGAAACCUAAACCAUAUUUGUAUUAAUUGCUGAUAUCUAUCACCACUAUAUGUAUUUACCUCUUAAUUGUAAUAUUAUAAAUUAUUAUUUAUGUAAAAAAAAAAAAAAAUGAUAUGUGUGUAUAUAUGAUUGUAUAGUAAAUAUUGUAAUAUCAUUAUCUAAUAAAAUAAUUAAUUAUUAUAUACUUAAGUAAUUAUUAUCAUUGUGUUUGUAUAAUAAUAAUAAUUGAAUAAUUAUAAUUAUCAGCAAUUGUUUUCAUUUAUAACGAUUUUGUAACGACUAAUAGAUAAAAUAAUGUUACUCUAAACGGAUUCGUACUAAUUCGUCUUAAUAUCAUGUACCAGAAUUAAGGUGGUAAACGUGCGAAAUGUACUCUAAUUAAUAAUGUGUAAUAUAAAAUGUAUUAUAGUAUUCCGAUGGUAUUUGUAAAAGUACAAAUACAUACGCGGUGAAAUUUGCACCAUCGGAACUGUUGUGUUGUAAUCGGACAUGCAAAAGUUAAAUUAAAAUAAUAAUUUUUUUUUUGAAAGACACAACUUUAUUUUACGGGUUUAGAAUAAUUUUUGUAUUGUUGACAAUGUAAUUGAGGACGCGAUACAAAUGAAUAUAAAUAUACCUUUUUUUCUAAAUAAAAUAUUAUUAUUAUUAUAUUGUAAUUAUUAUUAGUAUUGACAAGCUAUUAUUGUAAAUGUUAUUAUUUAUUGAUGAAUGUUCCUAAAAUUACUAGUCCAAAAAAAAUGAAAAAUUUUAUAAAAAAAAAAUAAUAAUAAUGAAAUGAUUUUACACGCAAAAGCCUAUAUUGUAAUUUUUAUCGAUUUAUGUAUAAAUCAAAAUAUUGUAAUAAAAUUUAGAGUUGUCACUGAAUCUCACAUGAAUUGUAAUAGAUAGUUAUAGUUGAAUUAUAUUUAUAUACAUAUAUCACAAUUAUAU